AUCUUGGCAGUGCUUCGUUUUGAAAAUAAAAUAAAAAAAAAUAUUUGGGCUUUUUACUCUUUUCUUUUUGCUCAGUGGAAUUCAUUGGAUCUAUCAGAGAGUUCAACAAGUUGCAGUCCACCUCUUGAACCAUGCAUUUGACACAAGCAGAUACAGAUGUAUAACCCAGAAAGACCCAUGUCUGAAAAUUCACUUUUUUCUUCAACCUCACCAGAAGAAAACCCAGAGGUGAAUUUUAAGUUCUUGGAGUAGACCAUGGAAACCAGGGGCUUCUUUCAUUUCCUGGCAUUCAUGUGCUUGUCUGUUCACCUUCUAUCUGAAACAUGUUUGGCUAGUAUUCAAAGAAUUGGCAAGAUUGAUCCUGGGUUUGAAGCAUCUCAGAUGUUGUAUAUUGAUAAUGAUGGAAAAUUUAUUUUAUCCCAGAACAAGACAUUUGCUUUUGGCUUUGUCACUACCGAAGAAGAUGUCACAUUGUUCCUACUAGUAAUCAUCCACUUGCCGAGUAGAAAAAUUGUGUGGACUGCAAAUAGAGGUUCUCCAGUUGCAAACUCUGACAAAUUUGUGUUCGAUGAAAAGGGUAAUGCGUUCUUACAAAAAGGAGACCAUCUGGUUUGGUCAACAGAAACCGGGGGCAAAGGAAUUACUGCAAUGGAAUUGCAGGAAUCAGGGAAUUUGGUUUUGCUUGGGAAUGGAAGCAAAGUAAUUUGGCAGAGUUUUGACCAUCCCACGAAUACCCUAUUACCAAACCAAGAUUUUGUCCAAGGGCUGAGACUUGUAAGCGAUCCUAGCUCCAAUAACUGGACUUAUAUUCUUGAGAUCAAGUCCGGCGACGUUAUACUUUCUGCCGGUUUUCAAAAUCCACAGCCUUAUUGGUCUUUGCGGCAGGACAGCAGAAAUACCGUCAACAAAGAUAGUGGCGUGGUAGCUGUGGCAUCUCUCAAUGCAAAUUCAUGGAGGUUCUAUGAUCAAAACAAAGUAUCGUUGCUGUCGCAGUUUACUUUUUCAGGCAACACUGACCCAAAUGCCACUUGGAUUGCAGUCUUAGGAAAUGAUGGAUUUAUCUCUUUCUACAACCUCGAAGAUGGACAAUCAAGUGUUGCUUCAUCAACAAAAAUACCAAGCGACCGAUGCAGCACCCCGGAGCCUUGUGGUGAAUAUUACAUAUGCGGCAGUAACAACAUAUGCCAAUGCCCUUCAGUUCUUACCUCCAACCCAAAUUGCAACCCAGGGAUUGUCUCUCCAUGUCCCUCGAAUGGAUCUAUGGCGCUUGUGAAUGCUGGGGAUGGGCUCAAUUAUUUUGCACUUGGGUUCCUUCCACCCUCUUCUAAAUCUGAUUUGGAGGGUUGCAAAGCCUCCUGUAAGGGUAACUGCUCAUGCCUUGCUUUGUUCUUCCAAAACAGUACAGGAAAUUGCUUUCUGUUUGACCGGAUAGGUAGCUUCCAAAACUCUGAUAAUGGCUCUGGCUUUGAUUCAUACAUUAAGGUCUUGACUGAUGGAAGCAGGGGAGCAAGUCCUGGAGGGGAUGGAAGCAGCCAAAAACGAUUCCCAUAUGUUGUGGUGAUUAUAGCUAUUUCAACGGUACUUGUUAUCGCCGUUUUACUAUUUGCGGGAUUCCGAUACUACAGAAAAAAGAGAAGAUUGCUUGAAUCUCCCCUCGAGACUUCAGAGGAGGAUAAUUUCUUGGAGAACUUAUCUGGGAUGCCAAUCCGUUUUAGUUAUACACAUCUUCAAACUGCGACUAAUAAUUUCUCUGUUAAGCUUGGGCAAGGAGGUUUUGGCUCGGUUUACCAAGGGAUUCUCCCUGAUGGAACUCGGGUGGCUGUGAAGAAGUUAGAAGGCAUUGGACAAGGAAAGAAAGAGUUUCGAGCAGAAGUUAGCAUCAUUGGCAGCAUCCAUCAUCUCCACUUGGUCAGGAUCAAAGGCUUCUGCGCCGAAGGAACUCAUCGGCUUCUUGCUUACGAAUUCAUGGCAAAUGGGUCUUUAGAUAAAUGGAUAUUUAAGAAAAACAAGGAUGAGUUCCUGUUGGAUUGGGACACCAGAUUCAAUAUUGCCUUGGGAACAGCAAAGGGACUAGCUUACCUCCAUGAAGAUUGUGAUGCCAAGAUUGUCCACUGUGAUAUAAAACCUGAAAAUGUGCUUCUUGAUGAUAAGUUCCAUGCCAAAGUCUCAGAUUUUGGUUUAGCUAAGCUGAUGACUCGAGAGCAAAGCCAUGUUUUCACAACGCUAAGAGGCACCAGAGGGUACCUUGCACCAGAGUGGAUCACAAACUACGCUAUAUCAGAGAAGAGUGAUGUUUAUAGCUAUGGGAUGGUGCUGUUGGAGAUCAUUGGUGGAAGAAAGAACUUUGAUCCAAUAGAAACUUCAGAGAAAUCCCAUUUCCCAUCCUAUGCUUUUAAGAUGUUGGAAGAAGGGAAACUGAGAGACAUCCUCGAUUCAAAGCUGACCAUAGAUAUUGAAAACGAUGAGAGAGUUUUUACUGCUAUUAAGGUUGCAUUGUGGUGCGUACAAGAAGAUAUGCAUCUCAGGCCGCCAAUGACUAAAGUCGUCCAAAUGCUUGAAGGUCUCUGCGCUGUUCCUCAGCCUCCAACUUCCUCUCCACUGGGUGCUCGCCUGUAUACGAAUAUCUUCAGAUCAACCAGUGAGGAAGGCACUUCCUCAGGACCGUCGGACUGGAAUAGUGAUGCCUAUCUUUCUGCUGUGCGGCUUUCUGGCCCAAGAUAACAGUUACUGAAGAUGAGUUCAGCCAUAUAUUAUUUUCCAUAUCUUUUAUAUUCUUGUACAUUUUGUCAGAAUACUCGAUAUUUGUGAUACUAGCCAUUGCCAUGCGCUCCUGCCUGCUUUGUAAAUGAAGAGUCUUUGAUUAUGAUUAAAAACAGUGCAAAAUCAAGAGAUUUUAUCCCA
Molecule: messenger RNA, 2901 nt
Organism: Alnus glutinosa
Lineage: Eukaryota; Viridiplantae; Streptophyta; Magnoliopsida; Fagales; Betulaceae
Product: G-type lectin S-receptor-like serine/threonine-protein kinase SD2-5
Exons: 2
Coding region: 256-2721 (821 amino acids)
Biological process (GO): protein phosphorylation
Molecular function (GO): protein serine/threonine kinase activity; ATP binding
Source: RefSeq, a predicted model, not a curated record